This is a messenger RNA of Hibiscus syriacus, 3425 nucleotides long. RefSeq names its product ubiquitin carboxyl-terminal hydrolase 9-like. Bases 167 to 3022 code for a protein of 951 amino acids. The transcript has 13 exons. The record is from RefSeq and is a predicted model, not a curated record. Lineage: Eukaryota; Viridiplantae; Streptophyta; Magnoliopsida; Malvales; Malvaceae. Gene Ontology annotation, biological process: protein deubiquitination. Gene Ontology annotation, molecular function: cysteine-type deubiquitinase activity.
UAAAAAGACGCGUAAUUUAAAUUUAAUUUGAGUUCCUCUUUCUCUUUCCCACUCGGCCUUUUUACCCGAUCUGCUUGGUUAGGGUUCCAUCGAAUAUUCCCAAUUAACCUCUUAAUUGUCUCUUCAGAUUUCCCCUACAUUCUCUCAUUGACCCCAUCGAUCGAUUAUGGGCUCCGUUUCCGAUCCAAGUCCGUUGAACUUUGAAGAACGGAGAAUUUCAUCGACCAUGACGAUUCAGGAUUCUGGAUUCAUGAUGGAGGACGGGGUAAGUUGUUUGCCGUGCACGCCCGAGGAGCAAAAGAGGAUCGUUACUGAAUUGAAAAACGAAUCCGAGAGCAAUUUGAAGGAAGGCAACUUGUAUUUCGUUAUUUCCAGCAGGUGGUUUCGAAGGUGGGAGAGGUAUGUUGGGGUAGAUGCUGAUAGAAAUUUGAAUCAGUCUUCUGAUUCUCGACAUUCAAUUACGGCUUCUUCGAACAUGGAAGAAAUGCCCGGUCCUAUUGAUAACUCUGAUAUUGUUCAAAAUGGGAGUGAUGGCGUUUGCAAGGAAGAUGAUAUACAGCUCCGCGGAAUGUUGAUGGAAGGGCAGGAUUAUGUUUUGGUGCCUCAAAAAGUUUGGGAAAAGCUUCAUGAAUGGUAUAAAGGCGGGCCAGCAUUGCCGAGAAAGAUGAUUUUACAGGGUGUUUAUCACAGAAAUUUUGAUGUUGAGGUUUACCCACUUUGUCUUAAUUUGAUCGAUUCCAGGGAUGAAAGCCAGUUAGCUAUAUGGUUAAGUAGAAAGGCCUCGGUAACUGAGCUUUUCCAGAGGGUCUGUGCACUCAGGGGAGUAGAGCAGGACAAGGUUCGCAUUUGGGAUUUCUUCAACAAGAGAAAGCAUGCACAGUUGUUUGCUUCAAACAAAAGCCUAGAGGAAUCAAAUUUGCAGAUGGACCAAGAUAUUCUUUUGGAGCAACUUGAUGGACAUCAGUCUUCAAGAUUUGGGAUGGAUUCUACAGGAAAUGAACUAGCUUUGGUUUCUGUGGAACCUUCAAGAUCGUCCUAUACAUUUGCUGGAGGGCCAGCAUUGUCGAAUGGUCACUCCUCUGGUUACAAAUCAAAUCUGUACCCAGGAGGCUCCAUAGGCUUAGGAUUAACAGAUAGAAGUGAUAGUUUUGAUGCCUAUAAUUCUGUUAGAAAAGGAGAGACAAGGGGUUUGACUGGGUUGCAGAAUCUAGGAAAUACUUGUUUUAUGAAUAGUGCUCUUCAGUGUUUAGUGCACACACCGCCUCUUGUUGAGUAUUUCUUGAAAGAUUACAGUGAUGAGAUCAACACCCAAAAUCCUUUGGGAAUGCAUGGUGAGCUGGCACUUGCUUUUGGUGAGUUAUUACGGAAAUUAUGGUCCUCGGGACAAACAUCAAUUGCUCCACGUGUAUUUAAGGGAAAACUUGCUCGAUUUGCACCACAGUUCAGUGGUUAUAACCAGCAUGAUUCUCAAGAACUUUUGGCUUUCUUACUGGAUGGGCUGCAUGAAGACUUGAAUCGUGUCAAACAAAAACCUUAUAUUGAAAUGAAGGAUGCUGACAAUCGUCCUGAUGAGGAAGUUGCAGCCGAGUCUUGGAAAAAUCACAAGGCCCGAAAUGACUCGGUUAUUGUGGAUGUUUGUCAAGGCCAAUAUAAGUCGACACUGGUUUGCCCAGUUUGCAGCAAAAUUUCAAUUACUUUUGACCCCUUCAUGUAUCUAUCAUUGCCACUACCUUCCACUGUCACUAGGACAAUGGUAGUGACAGUGUUUUAUGGUGAUGGAAGUGGUCUCCCAAUGUCAUAUACUGUCUCUGUGCUGAAAAAUGGUUUCUGCAAAGAUCUCCUACUGGCUUUGCGUACUGCUUGUUGCUUGAAGACUGAUGAGAACCUUCUGCUUGCGGAGGUUUAUGAAAACAAGAUUUACCGAUUUUUGGAGGUGCCCUUGGAGCCAUUGGUUUCGAUAAAAGACGAUGAACAUAUUGUGGCCUUCCGGUAUCAGAAAAAGGGGAUGGAGAAAACUAAGCUAGUAAUUUUUCAUCGAUGGCAUGAAAAAUCCAAAUCAGAUUAUCUUAAAAGUGGAAAGGAGCUUUUCGGAACUCCACUGAUUACUUAUUUGGAAGGAGAUCAAAUAAGUGGAGCUGAUAUCGAAACAGCUGUUUCUAAACUAUUGUCACCUUUCAAAAGAAUGUGUUCUUCAGAUAAGUUUCAUAUUGGUAAAGAUAAUGACUUCCUCUCAGAUGGUCUCAAUGAAACAUGCAGCAGUUCUGUAGCUCACUCAGUCGAAAAUGCAGAAUUUGAGGGUACAUCGAACAUGGACUUAUCACUCUGGCUCCAUUUAACAGAUGACAGGGUAAUGACCUUCAAGCCUCUUAAGAAGGAUACCCUCUUUGAAUCUGGGAAAAUCUUAAGGGUUGUGUUGUAUUGGACUGACAAAGAACAGGAGCUCUAUGAUUCCAACUACUUGAAAGACCUCCCUGAAGUUCAUAAAGCAGAGUUUACUGCAAAAAAGACCCGGCAGGAAGCCAUCUCUCUAUCUUCAUGUUUAGACGCUUUCUUGGUGGAAGAACCACUUGGGCCUGAUGACAUGUGGUAUUGUCCUCGAUGCAAGGAACAUAGGCAAGCUAUAAAGAAGCUAGACUUGUGGAAGCUACCAGAGAUUAUUGUUUUUCACUUGAAACGCUUCACUUACGGACGAUACCUAAAGAACAAGAUUGACACUUUUGUGAAUUUCCCUAUUCACAAUCUUGAUUUGAGUAAAUAUGUCUUGAACAAAGAUGGACUGUCUUAUAUAUAUGAGCUAUAUGCCAUCAGCAACCACUAUGGUGGACUAGGUGGUGGCCACUACACUGCAUAUGCUAAGUUGGUUGAAGAAAAUAGCUGGUAUCAUUUUGAUGAUAGUCAUGUUUCUCCCGUCAACGAAUCUGACAUUACGACUUCAGCUGCUUAUCUCUUGUUCUACAAGAGAGUUGGAAGUGAAACCAAGAUGGAGACGGAAGAGUCAUCGCAUAGUCGGCCUGUCUCUUAAUUACCUAGUUGAGAGAGCAUUCUGCAAUACUUUUUUGCUUUUUUGGAGCUACUUCCAUUUGAGGUUAUGCUGCAGGCAGUACAUUGGCCGAGCAAGCCGACCACCGGUCCCUCGUUUUAUGGAAAGAUAAACUCACACCGAAAGGAUGGCGAAAUCCAGGGUAGGGGGAAAUAUCAGUUCCAAAUAUAUUGUUCAUUUUGAAGGAAAUUUUGGGGAUAGUAGGGGCCAGCAAGUUUUGGUAAUAGGGGCCUUAAAUAUGUAUUAUGAGCUCUGGUGAUGACAGCCAUCUAUUAUUAUUUGUUUCCCUUUCUCUUCGUUCAUACAGAAAUAUACUCGGAUGAUUAAUUCUUAAAGUUUAACCUAUUCAAAUGGUAUAAGAAUCGAAUUAGCACUGUUAGUUCCA